AUGAACGGAGUUCUCGAGCUACCGGAGAGACUGUUGACAAUGACAAUCCUCACGGUCCCACUGAGAACAUGAUCCUCCGCCAGCCGCCACAGGCCUGUCCCAGAGCCGCAGUGCCCUGCUGUGUUUGUGGGCCGUGAGCAUGCCCUCGCCCCGGCCCGGUCCUUUCAGCCUGACGUCGAAGCAACCUAAAGCAGGAUGUAUUUCAACCGCUCCAAGAAGAUCCACAGCGAAGGAGAACAGUUAGUGUUGACCGCCAUUAGGCAGGACUCCAGCGAGCUACCAGAGUCUGCUACCAUGCGCGCCCGCCUCACAGACCGGUUUGAUAAAACAUCGCCUCUCUCUCAUCAAUCCAACGGUGCAGGACCCGCUUGCUCUUCCGCCGGGUACCGCAAGGCAGACGAUGAGAUGUCCGGUACUACUUCCCAGGCGGAGACCCUAGAUGCCACGGCGCGGAGCAUCCACCUCCACCAGCCCCAGCUCACCAAAUUCUGUGAUAACCACGUCAGCACAACCAAAUAUGGCGUCCUCACCUUCCUGCCGCGCUUCCUCUACGAGCAGAUCCGCCGUGCCGCCAACGCCUUCUUCCUGUUCAUCGCACUCAUGCAGCAAAUCCCUGACGUGUCGCCGACGGGUCGGUACACCACGCUGGUGCCCCUCAUCUUCAUCCUCACCGUGGCCGGGAUUAAAGAGAUCAUAGAGGACUACAAAAGGCACAAGGCAGACAACACGGUCAACAACAAGAAGACAACAGUUCUGCGAAACGGAGCCUGGCAGACUGUCAUCUGGAAGCAGGUGGCAGUAGGAGACAUAGUGAAGGUGACCAAUGGGCAGCACCUUCCAGCUGACAUGGUCAUCGUGUCCUCGAGUGAGCCUCAGGCCAUGUGCUACACGGAGACCUCCAACCUGGACGGCGAGACCAACCUGAAGAUCCGACAGGGUCUCCCGCUCACCGCUGGGCUCCAGUCCCUAGAAGAGCUGAUGUCUCUGUCCGGUCGUCUGGAGUGUGAGGGGCCCAACAGACACCUGUACGACUUCACUGGCACCCUGCGGCUGGAGAACCUCAACCCGGCUCCGCUGGGGCCCGACCAGGUGCUGCUGCGGGGCGCCCAGCUCAGGAACACCCAGUGGGUGGUGGGCAUCAUCGUCUACACGGGACACGACUCCAAACUCAUGCAGAACUCAACCAAGGCCCCCCUGAAGCGCUCCAACGUGGAGCGGGUGACCAACGUUCAGAUCCUGGUUCUGUUCUGCAUCCUGUUGGUCAUGGCUCUGGUCAGCUCGGUGGGCGCGGCCAUCUGGAACCGCACGCACACCGAGGAGAACUGCUGGUACCUGUCCCGCGCAGGGGACAUCUCCACCAACUUUGCCUACAACCUGCUGACCUUCAUCAUCCUCUACAACAACCUGAUCCCCAUCAGCCUGCUGGUCACUCUAGAGGUGGUCAAGUUCACACAGGCCCUCUUCAUCAACUGGGAUGAGGAGAUGUACUACAGCGAGACGGACACGCCCGCCAUGGCCCGAACCUCCAAUCUGAACGAAGAACUCGGUCAGGUGAAGUAUCUCUUUUCAGACAAGACGGGAACUCUGACCUGCAACGUCAUGAACUUCAAGAAGUGCACCAUUGCCGGGAUUACAUAUGGACACUUCCCUGAUCUAGAAUGUGAUCGUUCAAUGGAGGACUUCAGCCAACUUCCAGCCAGUAGCAAUAACUCCACGGAGUUUGAUGACCCCGCCCUGAUCCAAAACAUUGAGAACCACCCCACCUCCUCUCAGAUCUGUGAGUUCCUGACCAUGAUGUCGGUGUGCCACACGGUGGUCCCAGAGCGGGACCAGGAGACCCUCAUCUACCAGGCCUCCUCCCCCGACGAGGGGGCGCUGGUCAAGGGGGCCAAGGGCCUGGGCUUCGUGUUCACGGGCCGCACCCCCGACUCCGUCAUCAUCGACGCGAGAGGGAAGGCGCAGACCUACGAGCUCCUCAACGUGUUGGAGUUUUCCAGUAACCGCAAGCGCAUGUCAGUGGUGGUGAGGACCCCCAGCGGGAAGCUCCGCCUCUACUGCAAAGGAGCCGAUAACGUGAUCUUCGAGCGGCUGACCGAAGCAUCACAGUACAAGGAGCUGACUGUGGCCCACCUGGAACAGUUUGCUACUGAAGGCCUGAGGACCCUGUGUUUUGCCUAUGUGGACCUGGAGGUGUCUGCGUACCAGGAGUGGCUGAAGGAGUACACACGCAUCAGCACCGUGAUCAAGGACCGCGCCCAGAAGCUGGAGGAGUGCUACGAGCUGCUGGAGAAGAACCUGCUGCUGCUGGGGGCCACGGCCAUCGAGGACCGGCUGCAGGCCGGGGUCCCGGAGACCAUCGCCACCCUGAUGAGGGCCGACAUCAAGAUCUGGGUGCUGACCGGAGACAAGCAGGAGACGGCCAUCAACAUAGGUUACUCCUGUCGCCUGGUGACACAUGGCAUGUCCCUCAUCAUCGUCAAUGAGGACUCUCUGGAUGCGACCCGGGCCACCCUGACGGACCACUGCACGGCGCUGGGCGACUCGCUGCGCAAGGAGAACGAGCUGGCGCUCAUCAUCGACGGGCAGACGCUGAAGUACGCGCUCUCCUUCGAGCUGCGCCAGGCCUUCCUCGACCUGGCCCUGUCCUGCAAGGCCGUCAUCUGCUGCCGGGUGUCUCCUCUGCAGAAGUCUGAGAUCGUGGACAUGGUGAAGAAGCACGUGAAGGCCAUCACGCUGGCCAUCGGCGACGGGGCCAACGACGUGGGCAUGAUCCAGACGGCCCACGUGGGCGUGGGCAUCAGCGGCAACGAGGGCAUGCAGGCCUGCAACUCCUCUGACUACUCCAUAGCGCAGUUCUCCUACCUGGAGAAGCUGCUAUUGGUGCACGGGGCCUGGAGCUACAACCGUGUCACCAAGUGCAUCCUGUACUGCUUCUAUAAGAACGUGGUCCUCUACAUUAUAGAGCUCUGGUUCGCCUUUGUCAAUGGCUUCUCGGGCCAGAUCCUGUUUGAGCGCUGGUGUAUAGGACUCUAUAAUGUGAUCUUCACGGCCCUGCCCCCGUUCACCCUGGGCAUCGUGGACCGGCCCUGUAGCCAACAGAACAUGCUGCGCUUCCCCCAGCUCUACCGCAUCACCCAGAACGCAGAGGGCUUCAACACCAAGGUGUUUUGGGGUCACUGUAUCAACGCCCUGAUUCACUCAAUCAUUCUCUUCUGGUUCCCGCUCAAAAUGUUAGAGCAUGACUCCCCCUUCAGCGACGGCCACGGGAACGACUACCUGUUUGUGGGGAACAUGGUGUACACGUACGUGGUAGUUACAGUCUGUUUGAAGGCUGGGAUUGAGACCACGGCCUGGACCAGGUUUUCUCACCUGGCCGUGUGGGGCAGCAUGAUCCUGUGGCUGGUGUUCUUCGCCGUCUACUCCACCUUUUGGCCGGCCAUCCCCCUCGCCCCUGACAUGCGAGGCCAGGCGGGCAUGGUUAUGCGGUGCUGGUACUUCUGGCUGGGUCUGGUUCUGGUUCCGGCGGCCUGUUUGCUGAAGGACUUCGCUUGGAACGCCGGGAGGCGCACGGUGAGGAAGUCCCUCCUGGAGGAGGUGCAGGAGCUGGAGGCGCGGGCCGUGGACCCUGGGGCCGCCGUGCUGCGGGACGCCAGCGGGCGCAGUCUAAACGAACGGGCCCAUCUACUGACAAGAGUCUUUAGGAAGACGCCCUCCAGCGUUGGCCGUUCCAACUCGGUGCAGCAGACCGUGACACACGGCUACGCGUUCUCUCAGGAGGAGCACGGAGUGGUGUCCCAGACGCAGGUGGUGCGCUCCUACGACACCACCCGCCAGCGCCCCAGUGUCUAGCCCCACCCCCGCCCCAAACCUCCCCACCCUCCACCUCUUCACCAUCCAGAACCACCGCGUGGGAUCGCCGUAGCAACAGUUGUCAGGGCGACAGUAGAGGAGACAGCAGACUCAUUGGAUCCGUUGGCCCCCUGUCUUCCAGUGGGUCGGCACCAGGUCCGCUGCUGUUGCCUCGCUUGGACUAUGACCCGUCAACCCCCCCCCCCCCCCAACGUGCCCCUUGGCCCCCCCUUGCCACCAAGGUCAGUGGCCAGGCUCUGUGGACUGUCUCAGAGACCUCCAGGGCUGACUGUAGAGAGCGACCCACUGGACGGGAGCCGUCAGCCUCCGGACCCUCCCCCCCCACCCCACCCACCGGACGUGAGCGCCAGCCUCCGGACCCUCCCCUGUAUCCGUGUAGCCCACCGGCCGGCGUCGGACUCUGCUUCAGUGUGCGACGUCAGUGUGGGCGUUCCUAAUGUUCUCGGUAUCUGCCUGUGCAUGUGUGUGUCUGCACGCAUUGUGUUCCUCCUGUGCGUCAGUAUGUGCGUGUGCGAGAGACAUUGUUUGAAUGAUGACCAUUGGGGAUAUGUGUGUGUGUGUGUGUGUGUGUGUGAACGUGCUUCCUUAGAGCUAGCUUUGACUACCCUCUCUCUCUCUCGCUCGCUUGCUCGCUCGCUCGCUGGGCUUGAAGGCGGGGGCGGGGGAAUAAGCAGGAGAGAGGAGGUAGUCUUAGCCAGUCUGUCAUCACAUGCCCAUGAAGGAGGCAAGGGACCUAAAGUAAACAACAUACACUCGCACAGAAGCCAAUAAGGAAUUCCACACAGAGGGAUGGAGGAACCACACACACACACACACACACACACACACACACACACACACACACACACACACACACACACACACACACACACACACACACACACACACACACACACACACACAGUCAUCUCGUUGCGUUGUGUAAAAUCCUCCUCUUCCUUUAUUUAUCUCUUUUAAUUGAUUCCUGCACGGCUGUGCACCAGGUCUGGCCUGGGGAGAACCCCGCGGGCCUGGGGGGUCAAUGGCAACAGCCUGCUUUCAAACAUCCAUCUUUUAAUCAUCUAUCUUUAAACAUCCAUCCUUUAGUCCAACUGGAGUUUCUCUUUUUUUUUUAUGAAAUAAAGUCGUAUAAAUAAAGACAUGUUUUUUCUUCUAUUUUAAUUAAUGCCUGUUUUGUUUUAAUGUAUUUUUUUACUCAAUCGUGGAGAUAUACUAGAGGGAAUAUUUUACUUGAACUUAGUGCUACUUAGGAAUAUGAAUAAUCCUAUAAAAACUGAGAUGUUGAAUCCUGUGAGUUGCAUACUUGUUUCUGUCGUCCGUCUGUCGUCUGCUGGACGCCGCGGCGUCACAGUGCAGGAUUGUUCCACUGCAAGAUGCACAGGGGUGAGGCAUGUCCCCCCCAACCUAACCAUUAAACAUAAUCAAUCCAUCUGC
Molecule: messenger RNA, 5304 nt
Organism: Gadus morhua (Atlantic cod)
Lineage: Eukaryota; Metazoa; Chordata; Actinopteri; Gadiformes; Gadidae
Gene: atp8a2
Product: ATPase phospholipid transporting 8A2
Exons: 37
Coding region: 196-3849 (1217 amino acids)
Biological process (GO): phospholipid translocation; neuron development
Cellular component (GO): plasma membrane; trans-Golgi network
Molecular function (GO): ATP binding; magnesium ion binding; ATP hydrolysis activity
Source: RefSeq, a predicted model, not a curated record